GUCGUGGUUGAGGUGGGCUCCCUCCAUUCUUGCCCCGAGUUGUUACGCCGUGAUCCGCGCGGGUGCCGCCUAGAUAAGGUUUCAUGCUUCCGAUCUUGAUGCCAAAGAAGGAAGGAGUUUGGGGUCGUCGCCCACUCAGGUGCCCUCUAGCGCACGAAUGCAAGGCACUAACUCCACCCAACGGGAAGGAGCUUCGUCCAAUGACGUGUCUCAAGUCAACAGCAUGUUGUCCGAAAGAGGCGGCAACCCCAUCAUCAUCACCUGUCACGAAGAUAUUUGGUUCAUCAGCGGCGAUACGGCUUGCUUUUAAAAGACACGAAAUGAAUCAACACUUGGUCCAAGCUCCCAUUCAGGGGUGUAAACAAACUACGUCAAGUGCCGCCGGUAUUUCGUGCUUUGCCAGACUCGGAACCGUCAACAUCGACUUGCCAAGAAGGGAUAACGGACGCAUCGUACCGAGCCAAACCUUUGAUAUUAUGUUCUUGAUCUCGGGUUACGACUCUGACAACCAGACGAGCCGAAGUUCCGCUGUCAUCUUGCAGGCGUCAUCUGCACCCCGCAACGCCUCCAAGCAUACGGAAAUCUUGGAACGGAGGAGGCUUGCCAACUGCCGUUGCGGCCAGCCGGCUACUGAAGCCUGGAGACCGGGGAAUGACAACCUCCGCCAAGUAUUUUCAUGCUGUAUUGGGUCACGGAAGGAGCUCGACGAGGUUGUGGCUUGCCAUUGAAAGAACAAGCGAGUGAUGUGAAUUGGCGGCCUGGGUCGCCUGACCGGGUAUCGGGGAAGGAUAUGGAAGUUCAAAAGGAGCUUCAUUCC
Neurospora tetraspora is the source of this 817-nucleotide messenger RNA. RefSeq lists its product as uncharacterized. The record is from RefSeq and is a predicted model, not a curated record. The transcript has 2 exons. Lineage: Eukaryota; Fungi; Ascomycota; Sordariomycetes; Sordariales; Sordariaceae. Bases 84 to 728 code for a protein of 214 amino acids.